CAUGGAAAAGAAAAAGUUGAAAAACAGAAAAAGAAGUUAAAAAAAAAAAGUGAAAAAGCAAAGAUUCGCCAAUGGCAGUGCUUCUCUCUCACUCAUCUAUCCACUCCUCUCUUCACUUUUAGCCGCUCAAAACCACCGUCGCAGCCGCCCUUCCUCCGCCGCGAGCUCAGCCACCCUCAUCCAACAACAUGUUUUCUUCUGGGUUGACUUGAAAAUCUGUCUUUUUCUCUGAAAAUCCCCAAUUUUAUAAAUUGGAAAUCAGGACCUCGAGAAUGGAUGAUGCUAAAGCUGCAGAGUUCUCAUUGAAAGUGAUGAUAAAUAAAGAGAAAACUAAGGUACUCUUUGUAGAAGCUGACAACCAUUUCGCAGACAUUUUGUUAAGCUUCUUGACUUUGCCGUUGGGAAGAAUUAUCAAAGUCCUUGAGAAGCACUAUGGAGACGAGGCACCUACCAUUGGUAGCUUAAGCAGCUUGUAUCAUAGUUUAGUAAAUCUUGAAGUUGGCCCCUAUUUCGUGACAGAGGGUGCUAAGCAGACUCUGCUCAAUCCAGCAAGUACAUUCGAAGCUGAAUAUGCAAGGCUGAAAAUUGAUUACAACGAUUAUCACCCCGCAAAAUAUUUCACAUGUGGAAUUUUGUUGUGUCGUCGUAUUCGUAGAGUAAGCAUGUACCAUGAUAAUAAUGCCAAUAUAUGCCCAAACUGCAGAAAUAUUAGAAAACUGCAGAGCAAUUUAUGGCACGAUGGAAAGAAGCUUAAAGAUGCUUCUGGAGAUGGAGUUUUCACCAUGAAUACAUCAUCUUUCAUAAUCUCUGAUGAUCUGCAGAUAUUGCCAUAUAAGACAGGACUCUUAGGAAUCAUCAGCAUUCUUGGCAUUACAGAUGUGGAUAAGGCUGAGCCAAUCAAAGUGACUUUUGGAUUCAGUGAGAUUAUGAGUUUGUUGAAGGCGUCAUUGAUCUCCCAAGCUCCAUUCUCGGACCUCAUACUGAGUAAAGCAAGACAUGUGAACUCUGUAGCUGUGGGAUCUGAACCCGAGACCUCAUUAAAUCAGAUCAAGAAUGAGGACAAUACCGACUCCAAGAAGAUAGUUUUGAAAGUCAUGGUACAAAAGUCUUGCGGUAAGUUAUUGUAUGCUCAAGCUGAGGAAGAUUUUGUCGAGUUUUUGUUUAGUUUGUUCAAUAUUCCACUGGGAGGAGCCGAGCACCUUUUGGCCGGCAAGACUUGUAUUAAGGCUAUAGACAACUUGUACCGGAGCACAGCUGUGGUUAUCGAUGACAAGUAUUUCAAGGCACCAGAUACGAUAAAUAGGCUAACCAAACCCAAUGUGGUUCAUGGUUGUAUUUCCGAUGACAACAUUCUUCUCCUCACUGAAGAGUGCUUACCUGAUGACUAUAGUGAUAUGUCGUGGUCUUCUUCUGAUAAGUUUCCUAAUGGCAAGGGGAGUUAUCUUAAAAUACCGCAAACUUAUCAUGUGGCAGACGAUCUAACUGUGACACCUUUAUGUAUUUUCUCGAUCCUUUCUAGUCUCAAGAAGCAAGAAAUCCCCAUAUCUGAUGUCAAAGAAGUGGAGCUGCAAAUCGGGCUGAAAGAGGGUUUGAACAUACUGAAAGCCUCUCUUACAUCCACUACUGCUCUCACUGAUGCUCUGCUCGAUAUAGUCAGAAUAAAACACAAGAUCAUCAAUUUUAGAGGUUAAGCUGCGGUGUAGAUGGAAGCGAGCAGAGCAAAGUCUUGAUGUAUAUGUAUUAAAUUAGGCUCAGGAUUUCAUGUCUUCAUACAUGUAAUCCACUUAAGUUAUUCCGCUACAACACUUAGAGUAUUUUACUUUGUGGUCGUGUUGUAAAGAUUGCAACUUAAUAGCUUUGAGAAUUGUCACUUGAUACUUGGACAACUUGUUGUUCUAUUGUUGUAAGUUGUCUACUUACUAGUUUAUAAACGUGAUUGCUUAUUGUACCAGACCAUACGGUACAUUGUUGUUAAAGCAGGUUUAUUAUAUUAUUACUAUUAUUAUUGAAA
Messenger RNA from Salvia miltiorrhiza (redroot sage), 2011 nucleotides. RefSeq lists its product as uncharacterized. The record is from RefSeq and is a predicted model, not a curated record. NCBI's taxonomy places the organism in Eukaryota, Viridiplantae, Streptophyta, Magnoliopsida, Lamiales, Lamiaceae. Bases 273 to 1691 code for a protein of 472 amino acids. The transcript has 5 exons.